This is a messenger RNA of Babesia microti strain RI, 327 nucleotides long. RefSeq lists its product as hypothetical. The record is from RefSeq and is a predicted model, not a curated record. The transcript has a single exon. The coding region runs from base 1 to 327 and encodes 108 amino acids. NCBI's taxonomy places the organism in Eukaryota, Apicomplexa, Aconoidasida, Piroplasmida, Babesiidae.
AUGCUCAGAAGUGCAGAUAGUGACCUGUAUAUCUACUACGUCAUGGAAGUUGUGGAUUGUUUUGGAAAUGACAAGGCAAUAUUUGCUGGUGCUGCAUCGCCAGAAGGACGUACUAAACUUAUAAGAAUUGACAAUAACAGAAAUAUAUGUGCAAAAAUUGAUAAACCACAACAACACGUAGACCCUGUGGGCCCAGAUAGUAAAAACGAAGAGAGCAACGAUGGGUGUGAAAAUGUGUGCAACAUAUUGUCACAGAGUAUAUUUAAUACAUCACAAAUUAGUAGUAACAGGAUGGGUACAAGCUAUAAGCCCGGAUUCUUCUGCUAA